GCUAUUGCUAAAGCGCAGUAGAUAAAAUUACAUCGUGCAAUGCAGAGCCAAUAUGUCUAUAGAUUAGCGACAGUGGUAAUAUCAUUCCUCCUGCUGAAUGCAUUUUGUGAUGAGUUACAGUUUCCUUUAUUGUCUAGCCGGCAACCAUCACCUAAUCUCAUAGUCGGUAAGAUACGGUUUCCUUGCGGUCAAUCAGUAACCGAGAUCAGUGAACUUGACAAAGCCUUUGCAUUCCGUACUAACAAUGUCGAUCUCACAUUAGAUCCAAAAUCGCUGAAAAUAUUUUCAAAGUUUAAAUUUGAUGGUAAUAUCGCAGUUAAAGAAGUUAACUCGGGUGACGUGAAACAAUGGACAUUAAGGGAAAUUGACCUUUUUGGACCACGUGAAAGCAAUAAUUGGAUGCCUGGGAAUAUAUCCACUUGUGGGAGGUCAGGUGACUACUUCCUUGGGGGACCCUGCCAACUAUCUAAUGGACGUGUUCAUAGAUACUACUUUAAUCUUCCAGAGCACACAGAAGUGCGUUUGACGGGUCGCAUACACUUCUUCGACCAAUGGGAAGGCCAACAUGUAAAUAUAGUGGUCGAUGGCGAUAUCCUAUGGACGCAAUCACACAACUGGUGUCCCAGUCUGAGCAAUACUGAGUGCAUCAAGUACGGCAUUGACAGCUGCGGACAAGAGUACCCAGACAGACUUUCCGUACAUUUCGACGUGUUCAAGCACCAUACACGUGAAUCCAUGGCACUGGAGAUUAAUAGCAACAUUGAGGGUAACCCCUGUGAAGCAUCUUGGGGCAUUGACGAUAUAGCCUUGUAUUUAAGGUGACCCAUCGCAACCGGUAU
Messenger RNA from Babesia bovis T2Bo, 839 nucleotides. RefSeq names its product putative integral membrane protein. Lineage: Eukaryota; Apicomplexa; Aconoidasida; Piroplasmida; Babesiidae. Bases 40 to 822 code for a protein of 260 amino acids. The record is from RefSeq and is a predicted model, not a curated record. The transcript is spliced from 6 exons.